Molecule: messenger RNA, 6506 nt
Organism: Chiloscyllium plagiosum (whitespotted bambooshark)
Lineage: Eukaryota; Metazoa; Chordata; Chondrichthyes; Orectolobiformes; Hemiscylliidae
Source: RefSeq, a predicted model, not a curated record
CUCUUCUUUAUUCCUACUUGCUCCUGUAGCAGGUACAAUGCUUGCCUCACUCGGCUGGUUAAGCUUACAGAAUACCGAGGCAUUCGAAAACAAAGACGAUGUAAUCCUUACUAAAAAAAACAGCGGUCUCUUGGGAGUUGCGCCAACUCUGCCAUAAUUUUGUCUGCACACAAAACAUCACCAGUAGUGUUUGGGCGGGGAUUUGCAGUGAGGGGGUGGACCGCUUCAACGAGCUCUCGCUUUCCCUCGCGCGCGCAAGAACGAGGACGGUUGGUGCGGCCGCGGCCUGUCGCCGGCCUCUGAACGGUGUUUGCUGGGCAGUCACGGCGCCGUCUUCGACUCUCAAUGUCUCGAAGGGAGGGCAGCAAGUUUGCUAAUCGCAGGCCAGGCUCAGCAUUUCAACCUCGGGCAACCGAGGCGCCUGUGCCUGCUGGCUUAAUUAAAACGGCCAGGAAAAGUGGACAGCUGAACCUUUCCAACAGAGAGUUGAGUGAAGUGCCCCAGAGCGUAUGGCGGAUAAAUGUGGACCCUCCAGAGGAAUCCCACUUGAAUGUCUCCUUUACUGCAAGUGACCGAUGGUGGGAUCAGACAGAUUUAACUAAACUUAUCUUGGCAUCGAACAAACUGCAGUGCUUAUCGGAGGAUAUUCAGCUCCUACCAGCCCUCACAGUGCUUGAUGUCCAUGAUAACCUCCUGAGUUCCCUACCUUGUGCAAUUGGACAGCUGUCAAAACUGCAGAAGCUCAAUAUUAGCCACAAUAAACUAAAGGAGUUGCCGGAUGAGCUGUGGGAUUUAACGAGUUUGAAAAGUUUGUAUCUUCAUCACAAUGAAUUGGAAUGGAUUCAAGAGGGCAUUGGUAAACUUAUUCAUUUGGAAGAGCUGGAUGUGUCCAGCAAUCAACUUAAAGCAGUUCCAAGCACCCUUGGUGAGCUGUCCAGUCUACUUAAAUUCAUUCUGGCGAACAACAAGCUGAAGUGCAUACCGUCGGACAUUAGCAAAAUGAGAAGUUUGAAAUUGUUGGAUGCAACUUAUAAUGAACUGGAAUGUGUUCCUCCGGAGUUGGCAAAUAUGGUGUCAUUACAACAACUUUACUUGAGGCAUAACAAACUUCGCCAUCUACCACAGUUUCCAUCCUGUAAAUAUCUGAAGGAACUACAUGUAGGAAAUAACCAGAUUGAGCAUUUGGGUUCAGAACACCUGAAAAAUCUAUGUGCCAUCACUGUGCUGGAGCUGCGUGACAACAAAUUGAAAUCACUACCAGAUGAAAUUCUUAUGCUUCAAGACUUAGAACGUCUUGACCUCACAAAUAAUGACAUUAGCAGCUUGCCUUAUGCUCUAGGAAAUCUUCCUAAAUUGAAGUCUCUGCUGCUGGAGGGUAAUCCACUCCGUUCUAUUCGCAGGGAUAUUAUUAAUAGGGGAACUCAAGAACUUCUCAAGUACCUAAGAAGCAGAAUACAAGGUACAAAUAUAAAACUCUUGCCUUCAGCCAUUUACCAAUCAUGGUAUUGGCUGAAAGCUGUUGUUUACAAUGUUGGGGACGAUUGGAGGAGGCAAAGUGACAGGAAAGCAACCAUUGUUCCUGAUGCAGUGUUUGAUGCCGCUGAUGGAGUUCCCAUCACUACUAUGAACUUGAGUAAAAAUUUACUUACUGGAGUGCCUUCUCGGAUUUCAGAAUUUAAGGCCACCGUCACGGAUGUAAAUCUUGGUUUCAACAAGCUUAGUUCUGUUUCUUUAGAACUUUGCACAUUGGAGUUCCUGAUUCAUCUGGAUCUUAGAAAUAAUCUUUUGACUUCCCUGCCAAUGGAAAUAAAACAACUACAGCAUUUGCAAAUUGUAAUCCUUUCUUUUAACAGGUUUAAGGAGUUCCCUAAUGCUUUAUACCAAAUCCCAGCACUAGAAACUAUUCUUAUCAGUAAUAAUCAGAUGGGCUCAAUUGAUGCAUUCCAAUUGAUGCAGCUUGACAAACUGACUACACUGGACAUGCAGAAUAAUGAUUUAAUGCAGGUCCCACCAGAACUGGGGAGCUGCGUAAACCUAAGAACACUCCUACUUGAAGGAAAUCCAUUUCGUAAUCCGAGGGCAGCUAUCUUGACCAGAGGAACAGCUGCAGUCCUGGAAUAUCUUAGAAACCGCAUUCCUACAUAAAUCUGUGCCUGGCAGAAGGAGGAUUGCUCUGCUGAAGAUAUUACGAGUGUUUAAAGAUUUAAUCAGGAUAAAAUAUUUAGGAGGCUUUAAAAGGAAAUUAUGGUGUUUUCCAUAAUAUUAAAACAGUUAUGUUUCAAGAUUACUUUUGCUUUUAUAGAUUUAAAGUUGACUUCAGUGGCUUCAUUUCAGUGCAAGUAAGUAUAAUGUACGUGAUUUAUUUGCAUAAACUAUUGUCUAGGUAUCAAUUUUCAUUAAGCAUGAGUAGAGGAUCUCCACACUUCUGCACUGCAUGCCAAAUUCUAAGUGCACUUUACUGCAGCACAUGAUUGAAUCCUUUUGAUGUAGCACAUGAGUGAUGGUUUUGUACCUCCAAUGAGCAAUUAAUUGAACUUUUUUCUGAAGCUAUCAGUUUCGGUAGAAGUACUUCUGAUUUUUUUAAAUACUGAACCUCUGGGUAUCUUAAAUCACAUUAUUAUGUAAAUUUCUGGCUGGGAUUUGGCAGUUUUGAAAUAUGCUCUGUUCUGCUGAAUGUUUGUGAUUUUGAGGUUUUUAUUAUUCAUUAUUUGUUCAUUAUAUCUUAUUAAAUCCAUGUUGUGCCGUUCUUCCUUGACAUGCAAAAAAUCUUUUUUUUUAAGUAAAUUUCUCAGUCAGUUAUUUUCUUAUAAAUGCAUUAGGACAGAUGAUUUAUUUAAGACCACUUGUGACAUAUGCACACAUUUUUCAUUCAACGAUCCUCUGGACUUUGUGAACUCUUUAAAAUCCAGUUUUAACUUUUUUUAAAAAAAACAGGUAUGGCUUAAUCAGUUAUGCAUUUUACUUUAAACUGGCUCUAUUUAUGCUUACCAGUUUCCAAAUAGCUAAAGGCAACAUUGUGCACUUUGGGUCUGUAUGCCUCAGAUGAUAAUGUUCAAUGCCUCGUCUGUGUUGAGUUGAAGUGACGUGUGCAAGAAUGGAAGUUGACAUGUUGUCCUACCCUAGUUUAGGAAAAUCUGUUUGCUUCUGAUUGCUAUCCAAAUUGGUGUCACGAGAACUUAGUAUAGGUAUGUAAUUAUAAGGUAAAGGUAGAACUGGAACUAGCUAUCCUGACUGGCUCAGUAACUCUUGCACAUAAAGGGAUGUCUGUGGCCUGUAUAGGAGUUAAUGGGUAAAAUCAUACUGCCUUUAGGGAUUUUAUUUUAAAAUUGGAACCAAAAAUAUGUCCCAUUAGCGAUGAUGAUGCAUCACCAUCCGAUUAAGGUGGUUGUAGGUGUCUCUGUAUAUGUUUGAAAUAUUAAAUUAUUCAUGAUCAUAACCUUCAGUUUGUCGUUAUAAAGGGGACUCGUACCACAGGAUAAUCUGAAACUGCACCAGUAGUUCUGUGGCAGAAAAAAAAAUCUGCUGGAGAGAGAGAAACAUAUCUUUUCUGACACUGUGGCCUGCCAUUGGAAUCCACCUCCAGGGAUAUGUUGAACUUUGCAUAUAGUGUGGGGCCCAUCCAUCCUCAUAAGAAUUUGGCAGUGCUCCCAAAGUAGCCAGUUAAUUGACUGCUGCUGGCUUUUAUCUCCCAUCAUCAAGUUACCUGUGGUCUUUUUUCAAUCUGUUAACAACCUCCAGUAAAUGAACAUGUUUCCAAUUGAAUAAUUUAGGUGCAAAGUCCAUUAAGGGCAAUACAAACUAUCAAAGCUGAAGGAGGUGGGGGAGAGAAGGGAGCUAAAUCAAAAUGGAGCCGGAGGGGAUGCUGCUGGCUGGUUAGCAGUUUCCAUUGAUUAUUUGAAUCUGGCAAGGUUGACCAAAGGCAGGAACUCAAAUGCAUUUUUAAAAUCUUUUCCCACUGUCUGCUGGCUAGUUUUUUUUCUGCCCUAGUUUUUCUGGAGUGAAAAGAUUGAAAGGAGUAAAUUACUUUUCUAGUGUUGUAAUGUAGGUUUACAAAGAGAUUAACUUGCAGGGAAGUCUGAGUAAAGAAAAAUAAUCUUUUUUAAAUUUGAUAUAAAUUAUUCCAUUGUACACAUUAAACGGAUAGCUGCUGUUUUCAAUGUGAAACUUGAUGCUGGCCUAUGAAAGCUAUUUAACUUUAGCCUUGAAAAUUCAAUCCCCAAUCCUGAUUUAGUAAAUCAAAGAUAUAUAUGGUAUCAAGAAUGUGUUGCUGGAAAAGCACAGCAGGUCAAGCAGCAUCCAAGGAGCAGGAGAAUCGACUUUUUGGGCAUAAACCCUUCAUCAGCAACACACUCUCAACUCUGAUCUCCAGCAUCUGCAGUUCUCACUUUCUCCAUAUAUAUGGUAUGCUUUGCAUAGGAUGUGGUUAUUCAAGACCUUUUGAAUCAUAUUCUUGUGAGAGUUUCAAACAGAGUUUAAAAUAUCAGGAAGAUUUAUUUAGACAUCUGUUGAUCCUAUCUUGACAAUUCAUCUAAUUGCAUUGAUGGAUUUUCAAGAAUUCUUAUAGAGAAAUUGUUCUUUUCAAGGCAUCAAGUCUACUUCACAUAAUUUUUUUUUGCAAAUACCUGAAACUAUGAACUUUGACAUUCCUACCUGACUGUAGUGCUUUAUACAUUCUGGUGAUAUGUCUGUAUGUUGGAACAGAUUUCUAAAUGAGAUAAAUUUAUAUUUCAAAUGUUUGUGAAAUUCAACAACUGCACUCUAGGUGUAGUUGCAGUGUUAUUCAAUCAGUUGCCAAGAUAGGAUUCUGUUGAGGAGGUUGAUCAGAAUCAUUUGAAACUACUGUUAAAAAGAAUGGUGUUGCUUGGCACAGCAAGAUAUGACAGUAACAAUUUCUUGUUAUUAAAAAGGCUUGAAAUUUUGGCAGUCCAACAUGUCAGCUGUGUAGCAGGAUUUUGAAUAUUAUUCUAGAGACAAAACUUUUAUUCUAAACACCAUACUGUGGUGCUAUAACUACAUAUCUUAUGCGAACUGUAAGUUGCUCAAAAAUUAUUGGCAGUCUUAUUUUAACACAACAAAAUUAUGACUGGUGCUUGGACUAUCAGCUUACAGAUAAAUUCCAUUUUAUCUAAUGCCUUUACUCGUGAAAAUGUAGAAAGGUUUAAUGCCUUCCAAAUUAAUGUACUGAUCCCUGCCAUUCCUCAAAAGCAUCACUACCUUUUAGAUGUGGAGGUGACUGGUGACAAUUUUCUUAAAAUGUAUUCUAGGUUGUAUUUGAAAUUAUAAUUCAUUACUAUCAAAUAACACAACUGUUUGAUUUAUAAAAUACUUUUUGUCCAAAACAAGUUGUUUUCUGUACCUUUUGUGAAUUCUUGAUCUUUGAGCAAUACCGUUAUGUUAAAAUUUUGCAUGCUGACCAAUGUCAAUAUUUAAUGAGUUUAAUUGAAGCAAAAUUUCAUUAGUGUAAUUCUGUUUAUAGUUUUAUACUAAUUCAAUUUUUUGCGUAAAUAUGGUAAUGUAUACCGGCAUAUUGGUCUGAUAAAAUUGGCAUUAAAAAACAUUAAGUUAUACUUUUGGUGAAUGCAUCAUAAAAUGUAGUGUUUUAUCAGACCAGAAAAGAGAACAAUUUGAGGACAACAUUGUUGUUAUAAUGCAAAAGGAGGUCUAUUCGAUCCAUCAUUUCUGCACUAGCUCACUGAGCGGGUUUUAAAAAGUAUAUUUUUGAUACGUGUGUGUGUGUGAGAGAGAGAGAGAGAGAGAGAGUGAGUAUUUUGGGCGAUAAUAGUGUUGCUGAUGAUAGCUGUUGUAAUGCCAACAAUCUCCUGGCUGCGUUUAGGUGAUCUCAGACAUAAACUUUGGAUCAAUUGUAGAUUCAUUGUGCUCUGUUGUACUUGUACUAAAAGAUGCAGCAGAUUUAGCAGGAGCUAUUGAAGAAGACCACUUUAGUUCUGAAAAGUAUCUUUGUUUGGAAGAGAUGACAAUUAGUUUCCUUGGCUCAUUACCUGAACUAGAAUUCUUGUUCUUAUGGAAAACUAUCAAUUCCAAAGUGAUUGACAAUGGACAAAAAUCACUAAUAUCUGUUCCAGAAAUGCAAAUCAUUAACACAGUUUUAUAUUUUGACAAGAGCAUUAAUACAUUAAGAAUUAAUUCAACCUAAAAACUGGGAGUUAAAAAAACUAUGAAAUUCAGUAAUGAGACUUACGCAACACAGCGUUGGCAUGAUAAAUCCAUUUAGCAAGAGAUAUUUACAACUGUGUAACAAUUUAAAUUAACGUUUCUUCAUUAAAGAGACUUCAUACAUUAUUGAAACACUUUUUAAUACAGAAAAAAUCCCAGAAUUUCAAAGCCAAAAAAUAGCUCUGUUAUAAUUGGCACCCACAUCAGCAGUGAGUGGCUUGGUUUUUUUUAAUCUCUGGUAAAAUUUCUCCAAAUAUAUACAUACAGAAUCUGCAAAAUGCAUUCUGAACACAUUAGACACUGUACCAAUAAAAUAGUGUCAAUACUUAGUA